GUCCCAGUUGCACAACUUCCCGCCAAAGGCGCGACCUCUUUCAUCAAGAAAAAAAAAAGAAGGCAGCGAUCACAGGUAGGUAAAGGCCAGGUAGGUGCGACGUACAUUGUCCAACAUCGGGUGUGGUUCUGCUUGCGUCUUCUGUCCUUCAUUUGGUUCCACGCCAGUUUUUUUUUUUUGUUUUCAGUUUGCUCCCGUCGAUCUUGUCCAUCUUUCUCACCCUUCCCAUCAAACCAACUCGGCCCUUCUUUUCUUCCCAUCUCAUCCCGAUUUCCCGCCUAGCCUCAUGGUCCGGCUUACCCUUUUGAAAAAACCAGACGGAUUGUCAACAACCGCCGAUUGCGCUGCGACCAUCUCACCAUGACCGCUAGGAUUUUUGAUGUUGACCAGACGGGAAACGUGCUUUGCUCGUAUGACCAUGGCGACCGUAUUGACGACAAUUCGGACGGUUCCAUGAAAAUAGAGAAAACCCAUGUACCCUUGAUCAAGGCGAUUUUUUACGCAUUUCUUCCUGCCGGCUUCCCGCACACCGUCACCGAAGACUACCUCCACUACCAGAUCUACGACUCCCUCCAGGCAUUCUCCUCGUCCAUCGCCUCUCUCCUUGCCAAUCGUGCAGUGCUCGAGGGCCUCGGUGUUGGCGAUGCGUCGCAGUCUCCUACGGCCGCCUUGGUCUUGAAGAUCAUACAAGAUACCAUCUCGCGCCUGGCUACUAUCAUGUUUGCACAUCGCAUGGGUACUGCCAUUGAGCCCGAAUGCAAAUCGUACCGAUUCCUGGCCGACAUCUUCAACGACGCUGCCCAGAUUCUCGACCUGCUUGUGCCCGUUCUUCCGCUGCUACCCAAGGUUUCGGUUUUGGUCACAUCGGGAUGUUUGCGCUCACUCUGUGGUGUCGCGGCGGGUGCCAGCAAGGCCAGUUUGUCCGCCCACUUUGCCAAGACGGGAAACCUAGCAGAGCUAAACGCCAAGGAGGCUAGUCAAGAGACAGUCGUCAGUCUCGUCGGCAUGUUGACCGGAACAGCCGUCGUCCACAUGGUGGAGGAUAAAACUGCUGUGUGGUGCUGGAUGGUUGUGUUGAUCUGCAUGCACCUCAUGAUGAACUAUCGUGCCGUCCGAAAUGUCCGCAUGCUCACCCUCAACCGUCAGCGUGCAACCAUUGUCUUUCGCGAAUUCCUCGAGACAGGCAAGGUCUUGACCCCAGCCCAAUGCUCCGCUCGCGAGAGUAUCCUGCUCAACAGUCGCGGCAACAUGGGCAGCAAGAGUGGUGACUACAAAGGAUUUUGUCAGUUCGGCAGCUAUGGCGACGUCAUGAGCUGGCGACCAUGGGGCUACCACCGCUAUGACUUUGAGACAGAUGACUACUUUAUGGGCAUCUACCACUGGAGGUCAACCUUUUACAUCCGCAUCGCAAUGAAGGAGACCAGCCGAGAGGGUCGGGCUAAUGGCCCGCUGCUGGCUUGGUUCGACGCUGUCGCGCAUGCGUACCACUUUGACUCGGCUCUCAAGGAUGGCCUCGGUAGCCAUACAGAACAUGCUGGCCCUGCCGGCUACAUCUCACCAGAGACCAAGGAGACAGUCCUCAAGGCGUUGACUGCCGCCGGCUGGGAUAUUUACGACGGACAGCUCGAGAUUAGAAGUCCCGUGCGCGUGCGUAUGGCCGACGCUGGGAAGAAGGUCCCAUUUGCGCUGCCACCCUCGGAGAAGGCGGCUAUCAUCUCCCAACACCAGCACCACGUACCAUCCACACAAUCUUCUCACGGACAGUAUCAUACAGUACCUCAGGAGAUGAAGCACGACUAGGUUGGUGAAGUCUGUUUGACAACAACAGAAGCCGGUGGGAAUGAUGAAAGUAUUGAGGAUGGAGUUUGGGGGGCUGACUUCUUUGUGCCUUUGCAAAUUCGCAAGGCUUUCACCUGUUUCGAUUUCUGACUUUUCUCUUCUUGUUUGCACAAAUGAUACCAUAUAGGGAUGGCGUCGAGGGCGUUUAAUUUUAAGGGCAUUCUACUUGACAAUAA
This is a messenger RNA of Pyricularia oryzae 70-15, 2015 nucleotides long. RefSeq lists its product as uncharacterized. NCBI's taxonomy places the organism in Eukaryota, Fungi, Ascomycota, Sordariomycetes, Magnaporthales, Pyriculariaceae. The record is from RefSeq and is a predicted model, not a curated record. The transcript has 3 exons. Bases 361 to 1800 code for a protein of 479 amino acids.